UUGUAGUGAAUAUGCGCAAUUUGCAUGCCACAAUAGACAUAUUAAAAUAUUAAAAAAGUCGUACCACAACGUCCUUCAGAAUAUGUUUAUUUCAAUACAAAUUGAUGUCAACAUUUCAGCCAUACGCAGAAAUUUCAGAAGGCUGCAGAAACGAUGUCUUUCAACGAGUUACAGAAGUAGACUCAACAAUUUACUACAGUUUGAAAGCGAAAAAUCUGUGAAAAUCGUGAAAUCUUAUUGAAUUGUUGUACUACACAGAGUUCUAUGUGUUUCGAACGAGUAAAAAUUAACAUUUUGUCCGAUGCAAGUGAAAUCUUGACAUUUUCAAUGACUUAAUAAAGUGUUUAAUUUGUGUAAACCUGUAAAGGCAUGAUGUUUAUGAUCUGCGACUGGAAUCGAGUGAAAAUGAAUGCGAAAUUAUAAAUUCGAUUGAGAGGCUUUAAUUGAUUAUAACGACGGAAUACUACAGGAGUACAAUAUAAUAAUGAAAAGCAAAAAUAAACAAUCGAAUUCACCUGGUUCGGGUGGUGAGAACACCAAUGGCACCUACCCUUUGUGCUCGAAUAAGGUUGCAUCAAAUGGAACAAAUUCUCUGAUAGAUGCUGAAAGCGGCGGAUCUUUGAUGGCCAUCCAAUCCCAGCAGCCAUACAAACCUCAUAUUUCAUUGGACAAGUAUGACGAGUUUCAAUUCAAAGUGCCUCCAGAAGCACCGGUGUUUGAGCCCUCCGAAGAAGACUUCAAAAAUCCACUUAUUUACAUCAACAAAAUUCGGCCGAUUGCCGAAAAAUAUGGGAUUUGUAAGAUACGACCACCAACGAGUUGGCAACCUCCCUUCACAGUGGACGUAGAAAAGUUGACAUUUGUGCCACGUGUCCAACGCCUGAACGAAUUGGAGGCAGAGACUCGGAUUAAACUGAAUUUUCUAGAUCAAACUGCAAAAUUCUGGGAACUGCAGGGUUCCUCACUCAAAAUUCCCAUGGUUGAACGUAAACCACUUGAUCUCUACACUCUACACAAGGUCGUGAACGAUGAAGGAGGCAUAGAAAUCGUUACAAAAGAUCGCAAAUGGUCGAGAGUAGCUUGCCGAAUGGGAUACCAGCAGGGUAAAAAUGUUGGCACGAAUUUGAAGGCGCACUACGAAAGAAUCCUGUACCCUUUCGACAUCUAUCGCUCUGGUAAAAUUAUAGAUUUGGCAAACUUGGAAACAGAACAGGAGGAUUGUGAAUAUAAACCACAUUCGAUUGAAGCUAGACAACAAGUGCAACCACCUCCUGCAACCACGGCUAGACGAUCUCAACGUUUUGCCCAAAUGAACAAAUCGGCCAGCAUCGGAGCAGAAAAUGAUUCAUUGCGGCUAUCACCGAGUAAAUAUCGUUUAAAGAAUGUGUCCAACACUAGAACGAAUGGUUCCGCGAACAGUAAGUCAGAUGAUACAUAUACAACCAAUUCACAUGACCCGAUGGCCAAGUAUAUAUGCCACAUGUGCAACAGAGGUGACGUCGAAGAGUCUAUGUUGUUAUGCGACGGAUGUGAUGCUUCAUAUCAUACGUUUUGUUUGCUUCCGCCAUUGCAAGAGAUACCAAAAGGUGAUUGGCGUUGUCCGAAAUGUAUAGUUGAAGAAAACUCAAAGCCUGUAGAGGCCUUUGGGUUUGAGCAGGCACAGCGCGAGUAUACAUUGCAGCAAUUUGGCGAAAUGGCAGAUCAAUUCAAGUCCAAUUACUUUAACAUGCCUGUUCAUUUGGUUCCAAGUGAGUUGGUUGAGAAGGAGUUUUGGCGUAUUGUCUCUUCGAUCGAUGAGGACGUGACCGUUGAGUAUGGCGCUGAUUUGCACACCAUGGAUCACGGAAGCGGAUUCCCCACGAAAUCUUCGCUUUAUCUGCUGUCCGAGGAUCAAGAAUAUGCGGAAUCAAGCUGGAAUCUCAAUAAUCUCCCAGUUCUAGAUGAAUCGAUUUUAGGGCAUAUAAACGCAGAUAUCAGCGGUAUGAAGGUCCCUUGGAUGUAUGUCGGAAUGUGCUUCGCAACGUUUUGUUGGCAUAAUGAAGACCAUUGGAGCUAUUCUAUCAAUUACUUGCACUGGGGAGAACCGAAAACGUGGUACGGCGUUCCAGGAACGCGUGCGGAAGAUUUUGAAGCGGCCAUGAAAUCGGCAGCACCGGAAUUGUUCCAAUCCCAGCCUGACCUGCUCCACCAGCUCGUGACAAUUAUGAACCCAAAUAUUCUAAUGAAUGCGAAUGUACCAGUAUAUAGAACAGACCAACAAGCCGGGGAGUUUGUGGUUACUUUCCCUCGUGCAUAUCACGCGGGAUUCAACCAAGGCUAUAAUUUUGCAGAAGCAGUGAAUUUCGCUCCAGCAGAUUGGAUGAAAAUGGGCCGUGAAUGCGUAAAUCAUUACUCAAAGCUGCGGAGAUAUUGUGUAUUUUCUCAUGACGAAUUGGUUUGUAAGAUGGCGUUGGAACCGGAUCGUUUGAAUCUGGGAAUAGCAACUGCGUGUUACAUCGAUAUGGCUGAAAUGGUGGACACCGAGAAAAAGUUACGAAAAAAUCUUCUUGAAUGGGGUGUUACAAAUGCAGAGCGAGAAGCUUUCGAAUUGCUCUCGGAUGAUGCGAGACAAUGCGAAGUAUGCAAAACUACUUGCUUCUUAUCAGCAGUGACCUGUAGGUGUACCACAAACUUAGCUUGCCUUCGUCACUUUGCCGAACUUUGCGAAUGUCCAUCGGAUAGUCACACUUUGAAAUAUCGUUAUACACUGGACGAACUUCCGUUGAUGGUUCAAAAAUUGAAGGUCAAAGCUGAAUCAUUUGAGAAGUGGCUAUUCAAAGUAAGGGAUGUACUCGAUCCUGCAAUUCAUACAAAUAUCACCUUAGAUGAACUCCAGGAAAUUGCACACGAAGCAGAGGCGCAAAAGUUUCCAAACAGUGUCAUUCUAGAACGAUUGAACUUCUCAAUACUAGAAGCGCAAAAGUGUAUAACGGUCAUACAGCAGCUCGACAUUAACAAGAUUCGAACCAGAACGCGAAAUUCGGCUGAAUGUGCUAAAUAUAAGCUGACCUUGGAGGAGUUGGAUAUGUUUGUAAACGAAAUCAAUAAUUUGCGUUGUAUCAUACGUGAAGGCGACAGCGUACGCGAGCUACAGAAAAUUGGUAAAGAAUGGAUGAAACAAGUAGAAAAUGCUUUGAAUACACGUUUCAAAGAUACCAAUGUACAGCAGCUAACGCAUUUAAUUGAAGAGGGAAAUUCACUAUGUAUCGAGCUGCCCCAAAUUGUACAGCUUAAGGAUCGGCUUGUGCAAUUCAAGUGGUACAGGCAGGUGCGUCUGCUUAGAGAAAAUACAAUUGAUCGUCUUUCGCUAGACGAAAUAAAAAAAAUAUUAGACGAAGGAAUGCAAAUCCUUCCGCAUACAGUUCUCGAAAAGGAACUGGCUGAGUUACAUGGAAUCAUGCUACAGAUCGUGGAUUGGGAACAAUCGGCGAGCCAGUGUUUCAAAACGGAAACACAACAUAAGAUCAGUGAAAUAGAGAACUUACUGGAGCGAGCCCAUUUGAUAGAGGAUUUCUUACCUUCACAUGGUCAACUUAAGGAUGCUCUUCAAAAAUCGAAAGAAUGGCUUCAUGCAAUCGAAUCGUUGGAACGAAGUGAAAAUUAUAAUUUCUUCCACACCCUUCAAAAUAUCGCAAAUCGUGCAAAGUUAUUGCCGAUGGAGGUUGAACGACAAAAACUACUUGAAAGUAUGGGGGCAGAUCAAGAUGGGAAAUUAUCGCUAUCCUCAUUUGGAUGCAUUGAUUCUGCCCUCAGCGGAGGAACAAAAAGGAAAAAAACUACUUGUACCGAUGAAGUGAUUAAGAAAAUCAAGGAUGAUCCGUGUAUUACCAAGCAAGAUGAGCAAAUUUUGAAGGCGCAGAUCCUUUAUUGGAACAAUAAAAGCAAACUUAAUGCGCUGGGAUCAUCUUACUGGUACACCAAUAUCGACGAUAAAUUCGGAGACAGCAAGAUUGUUUACCACUGUGGAAAAUGUUCGGAAAUCGCUAAAAAGAAACGUGCUAAGCAUUACCAAGAAGAGAAACGAGAACUAUUACGGGAACAAUAUAAGUCAGAACCAGGAUUGGAAGUGGUACCGAAAGACAUCGUAGAAGAUGAACACGAACUAGGAGAUUCGUUUGAUGAUUUCGAAGAUAAGGACGAUGGAGAUGAUCACUCGGAGAGCGAUCCAGAAAAUGACAGUGAACGAUAUAAUGAAAACAGUCACGACGAAGAUGAGGAAGGUGGAGGUGACACUUUCAUAGGAGACAGUGAAGAUGAUAGCAACACGGGAAAUGACAAUUCGAAACAAAAUGUCUUCGGUAAUGGAGAGAAUUGUAUCGGUCUCUCUAUGCAUUCUAACAACUUAGAGCCUGACAUGUCCGCCUCUUCCGCCACAGUUACUAGUCAACAAGGCAAAAGCCCAAAACAGAAGUUGGCUACUGGCAAUACGAGAGAUACGAAUCCUACGUCAACAAUUGCAAUUGAUCCACGAGAAGUAAUUUUUUAGACAGAACGUUGUAAACUGUGCGUGUAGUGGUAGUAUGUUUCAUAUCACAUCUCGCAUAUAUAAGGUUGAACUCCGUUUCUUGUAGGAUAUGUCAGUAAACAAGUCUGUGAAUUUUUCAUUGUUUUGAAUGAUCGCAAUUCGGUUGGACGCUUCGCUAUCGUCUCCAGAUAUCGAUUCCUGAAAUAUUCCACAAUUAAGUGUCUAUAUAAUUAGCUAUAAGUUCAAGAACAUCAGAAAAUCAUACACAACAUUGAAGUAAAGUGUCCUAUUUUCGCA
Messenger RNA from Toxorhynchites rutilus septentrionalis, 4801 nucleotides. It is a transcript of the gene Kdm5, whose product is annotated as lysine-specific demethylase lid. Bases 485 to 4525 code for a protein of 1346 amino acids. Gene Ontology annotation, biological process: chromatin remodeling. The transcript is spliced from 5 exons. Gene Ontology annotation, molecular function: histone demethylase activity; DNA binding. The record is from RefSeq and is a predicted model, not a curated record. Gene Ontology annotation, cellular component: nucleus. NCBI's taxonomy places the organism in Eukaryota, Metazoa, Arthropoda, Insecta, Diptera, Culicidae.